AUGCAAGUAAACACUCUUUCAUUCAUUCAUUCAAGACUCUUCAUUUUAUUCUUUCCUCAGAAUGAAUUCUCUUCUCGCGACGUACGCAAUUUUCCCGCUUCUUUCUUCGCAUCAUUUACUAUCUAUGACAAACGUUUUUUACUCUCUCUCUCUCUCUCCCUUCCCGUCUGUCUAUCUAUCUAUAAAUCUAUCUAUCUAUCUAUCUAUCUCUUUGUCAAUAAACAUUUCAACCAAUCAAGAACAUCCUCCUUUCUUACUUCCUACGAUGAAGACAUCUCCUCCACAAUCGCCCACGUUGUUGCUGGUCUGCGCGUUCGUCGCCCGAGCCACGGUUCGUCAUUCGCGACGCUUUUCAUUCGGGAAAUUUUCGCCAUUUUUCUUCUUUUACCUGUCACUAUCGCUGGUGUUCGCCUUCAGCUGACCUAUUUAAGUCUGCCAGUAUUUAAGACAAUUCCUAUCUAUCUAUCUAUCUAUCUAUCUAUCUAUCUAUCUAUCUAUCUAUCUAUCUAUUUGGAAUUUCACUUUUGCUUCACUUAUAAUAGUUCAUUAUCUAUAUAUAAAUUCCGUCUAUCUAUCUAUCUAUCUAUCUAUCUAUCUAUCUAUCUAUUAUGGGAUCUUACCCAUAAUAACAUAAUGGACUAUCCCAUACGAACAGGACAAGAACACUAUCUCAGCCUGUGCAUUUAUUUAUAUCUAUCUAUCUCUCUAUCUCAUUCUGAUCAUUAUCUAUCUAUCUAUCUUUCUAUCUAUCUGCUUGGCUGGCUGGCUGUAUAUCUCUGUGCAUUUAUAUCUAUCUAUCUAUCUAUCUAUCUAUCUAUCUAUCUAUCUAUCUCAUCUGUGCAUUUCUUUCUUUCUAUCUAUCUAUCUAUCUAUCUAUCUCAGUCUUGGUAUAUAUAUAUAUCUCUAUAUACCUAUUUCAAUUUGUACAUUCCUUACUAUCUAUCUAUCUAUCUAUCUAUCUAUUUCAGUCUUGUUUGUGCAUUCCUUACUAUCUAUCUAUCUAUCUAUCUAUCUAUCUAUCUCAGUCUUGGUAUAUAUAUCUCUCUAUGUACCUAUUUCAGUUUGUGCAUUCCUUACUAUCUAUCUAUCUAUCUAUCUAUCUAUCUAAGUCUCUUCUUUAUCUAUCUAUCUAUCUAUCUAUAUUUAUUCCUAUCUAACCCAAUCUGA
Molecule: messenger RNA, 1167 nt
Organism: Acanthosepion pharaonis
Lineage: Eukaryota; Metazoa; Mollusca; Cephalopoda; Sepiida; Sepiidae
Source: the annotation of a GenBank genome assembly